CGCCAUGCGGGCAGUCUUUCCGACUUGCACCCUGACCUCGGGCUGCGGGCUGCGUCGCCCGGCAUGGCGGCGUGGGGCCCGGCGGCCGCUGCACCUCUGCUCCGCGGGAGCCGCGGGCUCCCUCUGCUGCACUGCGUACAUCGGCUGUUUGCCUCCCAGACUGAGGGGGAGCUCAAAGUGACCCAGGUGCUCAAAGAGAAGUUUCCUCGAGCCACAGCUAUCAAGGUCACAGACAUCUCAGGAGGCUGUGGGGCAAUGUAUGAAAUUCAGAUCGAGUCGGAAGAAUUUAAAGAGAAGAGGACUGUCCAGCAGCACCAGAUGGUUAAUCAGGCACUGAAAGAAGAGAUCAAGGGGAUGCACGGCCUUCGGAUAUUUACCUCUGUCCCCAAGUGCUGACCACGCCCGGGCUACGUGACUGCUGAUGCUUGAAACCUGGGUGCACUAAGCUCACCGCAACCUUCCAGGAAAAUCCCCUGCCAAAAAAAUGUAUCUAUUUUUGUUCAUAGACAUUUCUAUAUUAUAAUUAUAGGAGAUAUGCUAUCUAUUUAGAGUUAAUUAAAGGCCAUGGGUACCUACUGCUCACAGCAGGCCGUGUCAUCAAACAG
This is a messenger RNA of Acomys russatus (golden spiny mouse), 605 nucleotides long. RefSeq names its product bolA family member 3 (gene Bola3). NCBI's taxonomy places the organism in Eukaryota, Metazoa, Chordata, Mammalia, Rodentia, Muridae. The transcript has 4 exons. The record is from RefSeq and is a predicted model, not a curated record. Bases 64 to 396 code for a protein of 110 amino acids.